This is a messenger RNA of Sphaerulina musiva SO2202, 1698 nucleotides long. Its product is annotated as acyl-CoA dehydrogenase. The transcript is spliced from 4 exons. Gene Ontology annotation, molecular function: oxidoreductase activity, acting on the CH-CH group of donors; flavin adenine dinucleotide binding. The record is from RefSeq and is a predicted model, not a curated record. The coding region runs from base 241 to 1602 and encodes 453 amino acids. NCBI's taxonomy places the organism in Eukaryota, Fungi, Ascomycota, Dothideomycetes, Mycosphaerellales, Mycosphaerellaceae.
GUUGGACCAUGUGGUCGCUCUACCGACAUGAGUAAUCCUUUCUUCAUCAAUGCAGUGCCGUCCGGUUGUCGGUAGGAUAUAGCAUCACCUGGUACUUCCUGUCUGUCUCUCUCCUUCUCUUCCAUUCUCUUCCUCCCCCUCUUGCACACCAACUCCCCAUUCUACAGAACAUACCUACCAUACACACACUGCAGAUCAGAUCUCAUAUACCGCCAUCGAAGACCACCCUCAUCGCCUACCAUGGCAGCCUCCGCCACCAUCUCCUCCUCCAUCGACGCAGCCAAUCCUCUACUCCAAGUUCCCUUCUCCGAGCCACCCUACCUCCUCGGUCUGCCUUCCCCCUUCUACGCCGAAAAGCAUUUGCGGUUCCAAAAGGCCUGUCGAGCAUGGCUCGAAGAGCACUUUCUCCCCUACUGCAUGGACUGGGAGAACUCGGGUGACCUACCCCACGAUCUCUUCGCCAAAUUCAAUCAAUACAACAUGUUGCUCCCCAACCUCCCCUCCCCUCUGCCUGUCACAUGGCUGCAUCAAUUGGGCAUCAAAGACAUCCUCGGCACGCCCGUGGAAGAGUGGGAUUACGUGCACACGGGCAUCUGGAUCGACGAGGUACAUCGCAGUGGGCUCGCAGGACCCGCGAGUGGGUUGACGGCGGGAUUUGCAUAUGCGAUUCCGCCAAUUAUUAAAUAUGGUUCGAAGCAGUUGCAGGAUCGAUUUUUACCGGAUCUGUUGUCGGGGAGGAAGAGGGCGUGUAUUGCCAUUACGGAACCGGAUGCUGGGAGUGAUGUUGCGAAUGUGGGGACUACGGCGGUUAAGUCGAAGGAUGGGAAAUAUUAUAUUGUGAAUGGGACGAAGAAGUGGAUCACGAACGGUGUUUGGAGCGAUUAUGCUACCAUGGCCGUGCGCACGGGAGGGAAGGGAGCUGGUGGUCUGACGCUUUUGGUCGUGCCAUUGAAAGCCCAGGGUGUGGAUAUGAGGAGGCUCAAGGUGACAGGCAGCAAGACUGGAGGAACGACAUUUAUCGAGUUGGAGGAUGUUAAAGUGCCCGCGGAGAACAUCAUUGGGGAAGAAGGCAAGGGGAUGUUUUACGUGAUGAACAAUUUCAACCACGAACGUCUGCUCAUCGCAAUCGGAGUGACUCGCCAAGCACGGGUGGCACUAUCCUCAGCAAUGGCAUAUGUCAUGAAGCGAGAAGCCUUCGGCAAAGCCCUCGUCGAACAACCCGUCGUGCGCAACCGUCUCGCCAAAGCGGGCGCAGAGCUGGAAACGUUACAAGCGUGGCUGAACGAAUUCUUGUGGCAGAUGAACCACCUGCCCAAGAGUCAAGCCGAUACGAGACUGGGUGGUUUGACCGCACUCGUCAAAGCCAAAGCCGGCAUGGUCUUCAACGAGUGUGCUCAAACGGGCGUGAUGUUGUUCGGUGGCAACGGUUUCACGGAAACGGGCCAGGGCGAGCUGGUCGCGCACAUUUAUCGUGAUGUGUUUGGCGCGAGGAUUCCGGGAGGGUCGGAAGAUGUUAUGCUGGACCUGGCUGUGAGGCAGUUGGUGAAGAACUACCAAAAGGCUACGAAGUUGCUGGAGAAAGAGGGCAAGUCGCGACUUUGAAAUGCUUGGAUUGUUGGAGGAGAUUGUAUAAGGUAGUCGAUGUAUUCAAUCUUUGUAUGAGGUAUGAUGAAUGAUACAGGUAUUACUAUACGUAUG